AUGGCAAGAGGAGGUGGGCACCGAUACUGUUACAAAGAUGUGCUUCCGUUCACCGCCCUGGUGGCGAUGGAGUGCUCCAACGUCGGCCUUAACACACUGUUCAAAUUCGCCACUAACCACGGGAUGAGCCAUCAUGUUUUCGUCGUUUACGCCUAUGCCGUGGCGGCGCUUGUUCUACUUCCGGCGAUGUUUCUCCGUGGAAGCAGAUCGAGAGUGCUUCCUCCGUUGAACUUCUCUAUCAUGAUCAAAACUUUUCUACUCGGAGUUAUUGGGUGUACAUCUCAGAUCAUGGGUUAUACUGGAAUCAAUUAUGGAUCACCAACGCUUGCUUCAGCCAUCAGCAACCUGACGCCGGCUUUUACUUUCGUGCUUGCCAUCAUUUUCAGGAUGGAAAAGCUAGAGCCGUCGAGCACAAGUAGCCGGGCUAAAGUGGUUGGCACCCUGAUCUCAAUAUCAGGUGCAUUUGUAGUGACUCUUUUCAAGGGUCCAAGUAUCAGUUCCACACACACCAAGCAUCAAAUUCUACAUUCAUCACGAUCAAACUGGAUUAUUGGCAGCCUAUUUCUCACCGUUGAAUAUAUUUUGGUGCCAGUGUGGUACAUUUUUUUGACGCAUAUCAUGAAAGAGUACCCGGCAGAACUGACAUUGAUGUUCUUCUACAAUUUAUUUGUGAGCAUCCUAGCUGCAUUCGUAGGUCUCAUUGUAGAACCAGACUCUAGCAAAUGGAUAAUAAGACCCAACAUCUCGUUGGCCUCUAUUCUAUGCUCUGGGGUUUUUGGCUCCGGCUUGAACAAUGUUAUUCAUACAUGGGCCUUGCACUUAAAGGGACCUGUCUAUGUGGCCAUGUUCAAGCCAUUGUCCAUUGCCAUUGCAGCUGCCAUGGGAGUCGUCAUCCUUGGCGAUACUCUUUAUCUAGGAAGCAUCAUCGGUGCAACAAUAAUAGCGAUUGGAUUCUAUACUGUAAUGUGGGGCAAAACAAAAGAGGCUAUGGUCGAAGUUGAUGAAAUCAGUGAUCUGGAAUCUGUGGCUACCCAAAAACAUCCCUUGUUGCAAAGUUACAAAAAUGACGGGACAGAGGAGAGGUGA
Fraxinus pennsylvanica is the source of this 1086-nucleotide messenger RNA. Lineage: Eukaryota; Viridiplantae; Streptophyta; Magnoliopsida; Lamiales; Oleaceae. The record is from the annotation of a GenBank genome assembly.